GAAGUCACACGCGUGUCAUUUGUCAACAUAAAAGGAACGUGUCGCGAAUGCCUUUGAUCUUAGCUUAAUGAAGAGCCAACGUCUUCGCCUUUGUGUUACUGUGAAAAACAACUGACCAUAAGAACAUUGUCAAAAAAGAGAUUAAAAAGACUGAAGGAAAGAGAACAUAAGACAAAAGCAUUAAAUAAAACGAAUCACACAAUAGGGAAAGUGUUAGUUUUAGUUGAAAAGAAGAAAAAAGUUAAAAUUAAAACAUUUCGUUCAUUCUCUGGGGCAUUUUUCCCUGGCCACGAUGCAGAUGUUUGUCAAGACCCUAACUGGCAAGACCAUCACCCUGGAGGUCGAGCCCAGCGACACAAUAGAGAACGUGAAAUCCAAGAUCCAGGACAAGGAGGGCAUUCCUCCAGACCAGCAGAGACUCAUAUUUGCAGGCAAACAGCUGGAGGAUGGCCGCACUCUCUCUGACUAUAACAUCCAGAAGGAGUCCACCCUCCAUCUUGUUUUACGCCUCAGAGGAGGACUGGAGAUGUUUGUGAAAACCCUGACUGGCAAAACCAUCACCCUGGAGGUUGAGCCCAGUGACACGAUAGAGAAUAUAAAGUCCAAGAUCCAGGACAAGGAGGGAAUCCCACCAGACCAGCAGAGACUCAUCUUUGCUGGUAAGCAGUUGGAAGAUGGCCGCACUCUGUCCGACUACAACAUCCAGAAGGAGUCCACUUUACAUCUCGUGCUCCGUCUGAGAGGAGGAAUGCAGGUGUUUGUGAAAACCCUGACUGGCAAGACCAUCACCUUGGAAGUUGAACCCAGCGACACCAUUGAGAACGUGAAAGCCAAGAUCCAGGACAAAGAGGGCAUCCCACCAGACCAGCAGCGUCUCAUCUUUGCUGGAAAGCAGCUGGAGGAUGGUCGCACUCUCUCUGACUACAACAUCCAGAAGGAGUCCACUCUACAUCUUGUGCUUCGCCUUCGGGGAGGAAUACGGGAUUUGGUACAGACUUCCGGUACAUACUUAACUGGUAAGACUGUCGCCCUGGAGUUGCUGCCCAGUAUGACUAUAGAGAAUCUCAGGGCCAGAUCUUAUGGGAGAAUAGAUAACAUUCCACCAGGCCGACUGUGUCUCUUUUUUUUUUUUGCUGGUUGACACCCAGAUGAUUGUCCCAACCUCCCUGACCUCUAGAAUGAGCUCACACUUUGUCUUGUAAAGAUGCAGAUGUUUGUUAAGACCCUGACCGGGAAGACCAUAACAUUGGAGGUUGAGCCAAGUGACAGUUUCAAGAAUGUAAAAUCUAAAAUCCAGGACAAGGAGGGAAUCUCUCCAGAUCAGCAGCGUCUCAUUUUUGCUGCUAAGCAACUGGAAGAUGAUCGAACCCUGUGUGACUACAACAUCCAGAAAGAGUCCACGCUUCAUCUCGUCCUACGCGUACGGGGGGGUAUGCAGAUCUUCGUGAAGACGCUAACUGGCAAAACAAUCACCCUGGAGGUGGAACCAAGUGAUACCAUAGAGAACAUUAAGGCCAAAAUCCAGGAUAAAGAAGGGAUCCCCCCAGACCAGCAGCGUCUCAUCUUUGCUGGUAAGCAGUUGGAAGGUGGUCGCACCCUCUCUGACUACAACAUCCAGAAGGAGUCCACCCUCCACCUUGUGCUACGAUUGAGAGGGGGGAUGCAGAUCUUUGUCAAAACCCUGACUGGCAAGACUAUCACUCUGGAGGCGGAGCCUAGUGACACAAUUGAAAAUAUCAAAGCUAAAAUCCAGGAUAAAGAAGGCAUUCCUCCAGACCAGCAGCGUCUCAUCUUUGCUGGCAAACAGCUAGAGGAUGGUCGCACUCUCUCCGACUACAACAUCCAGAAGGAGUCCACUCUACAUCUCGUUCUGCGUCUGAGGGGUGGAACCUCUGCCUUUGGUCCUAAAGACGUAUCCCUGUAUGAACUGAAGACCUUUGACCUUUCAGGAGAGCCAUCUGCUUCAUCCCCAAAACAUACACAUUUCAGUCAUCUGACUUGCAUACCCUACAGAGAAAAAAUAUGAUGGUUAAAAACAGAUGUGUGUUUUAAAACCUUUUUUUAUUUUUACUUGGAAAAGAGAGAUUGCUUCCUUUAUUUUUGGAAGAAUACUCAUUUUAAUAACUGCUUUAAAUUUAAAAGUAAGCAAUGUUGUAGCAUUGAGCCUAGCAACAUUCAGUGAAAUAAUAAACAUGCUUAUUGCAGCUUAUUCUUAA
This is a messenger RNA of Cynoglossus semilaevis (tongue sole), 2216 nucleotides long. Its product is annotated as polyubiquitin. Gene Ontology annotation, molecular function: protein binding. The record is from RefSeq and is a predicted model, not a curated record. Lineage: Eukaryota; Metazoa; Chordata; Actinopteri; Pleuronectiformes; Cynoglossidae.